This is a messenger RNA of Effrenium voratum, 1722 nucleotides long. The record is from the annotation of a GenBank genome assembly. NCBI's taxonomy places the organism in Eukaryota, Dinophyceae, Suessiales, Symbiodiniaceae.
AAGUCCAGGCCAGCCGAGUUUGAUCCCAGCGCCAUGUCUUCGCCAUGAGAUGGGCUGCUCACCAUGCCAAGGAUUGGGCUGCGCGGAGUUUUUCCGGCCGACGGCCGGGCGGCGGAGCAGCAUCGCGGACACGUACCUGUGGCGGCGCGCGGCCAACCCUAUGGCCGCCGCUUCACGGUACCACCAAAACAGCCACCGACACAGGCUGGAAGAGGACUACACCCUACAGGAUAAGAUCCUGGGCUUUGGCAUGUCUGGUAGCGUGCAGCUGGUCAAAAGCACGGUGGACGGCCGGGACUAUGCACUGAAAACAUAUGACAAGAACACGAUGGACGAGCGUCGCUACGAGCUUUUGCGGCAGGAGGUGGAGAUUUAUCUCAGCGUGGACCACCCCAACAUCGCCCAGCUGAGUGACGUCUACGAGUGGGACGAUGGCAUCGCUCUCAUCAUGGAGUAUUGCUCCGGGGGCGAGCUCUCUACUCGUGGGCUUGAAGACGAGAAGGACGUGGCACAGGCGACGAAGCAGAUGCUGCACGCGGUGAACUACCUCCACGCGCAUCACAUCGUCCACCGGGACUUGAAGCUCGAGAACUUCCUCUACGAGAGCUCUGAGAAGUCCUCCCUGCUGAAGCUCAUCGACUUCGGCUUGUCCUUCACCUUGGACGGCGCGGAGAUGACGAUGAAGGCCACGGUGGGCACGUUGCUCUACUGCAGCCCCGAGGUGGUCUCUGCCAAGGAGUACACCAGCAAGUGUGACCUUUGGAGCCUGGGAGUGAUCGUCUUCAUGUUGCUCUCGGGCCGGCCGCCUUUUCUGAUGUCCCAGGGUCAGGAUCGCCUCAGCAAGAACAUCUGCAGGGGAAAGAUCGAGUGGGACCGCCUCGAUGCCUCCCUCGACGCGUCGGAUUUCGUCCAGAAGCUGCUGGCGGUGAACCCGGAGAAGCGGCUGGAUGCGCCUUCAGCCUUGGAGCAUCCUUGGCUGACAAAGAAAGUGGCGCAGGACAAGCCCCAGCUGGGCCGGGAUGUGCUGAUCUCCUUGAAGCAGUACACGGAGCAGUCAAAGAUACAGCGUGUGUUGCUGCAACUCCUGGCGCAAGAGCUUGGGCCAGAGGACGUGAAGGAGAUGCGUGAGCUUUUUCUGAAGAUCGACUCUGAUGAGCGGGGCACCAUCCGCUUGUGCGACCUCAAGGCUGCGAUGCAGCGCCGGGCUUCACAGGACAACCGCGGCAUGUUCCAGCAGCGCAGGUGCACCUCGCCGAACCUGAGCCCCACCAACCUCUCGGAGAAGCAGGUAGAGAAGCUGUUCUCCGUGCUGGACGCCAAUGGGGAUCAGGAGGUCCACUACUCCGACUUCUUGGCUGCCACGGUGAGCAUGCGGGGCCAGCUGAGGCGUGAGUCUUUGCGCAAGAUCUUCAACCGCAUCGACAGCAACCGCAAUGGCGCCAUCAGCAAAGAGGAGGUGCAGCGCAUUGUCGGAGCUCUCUGCGAUGAAGCCCAAGCAGCAGAGUUCCUGCAAGAGGCGAACGUCCCGCUCAACAGCCAUGGCGAGAUUACCUUUGAGGCUUUUGCUCAGCUCUUUGAGCGCGCCGAUGUGGUGCCGGACGUUCCGACGCCUGUCAAGCUGCCAGUGCGGCAGGACCUGCUGAAGGCUUGCGCCUGGGAGGACUCGCCAGGGCCCACCAGGAGAAGCAGAAGGUUCACCAGAUCCGAGUCAGUGCCAUAGUC